CCUCCUCUCAAAGUUGACUAUUCCCCAUGUGUUACGCAAAACCCAUCUCUCUUUCUCUUUCUCUUUCUCUCUUCCAUAUAAACACUUCCCCACCUCUCCAUUCUUCACAACAUACCAACCUUACCAAACCCCCUAUUCCAUUUAUGUAUACUUUAUGUGAAAUAUUUCACGAGAGAACAGAAAGAGUUUUAUCUGUUUUUCACUCAUAAAGUAAUGUCAUUAGCCAUGUCUAUAACCCAUCUGAACCAAUUUCCAACAGAGAAGAUAAUAGAAAAUAGUCAUACUGUUCCACCUUCUAUCUGGAUGGUUGGAUUGGUUCAUUUUUUGUUGCUGCGCUUGAUUUUCUAUUUGUUCAGAAAAUUUGGUAAUUUUUUCUCAAGGUAUCAUUCUUUUAUCCAAUCUCAACUGAACAAUUUGAAAUCUCAGACUGUGAAGAAAGAUCAAGAUUUUGAGCCAUCCAUGAGAUAUCCAAAAACCAAUGAGAAUAUAGACGAUGACGAUGACGAUGAUUAUGAUGAUGGGAGUCUUUGUAGAGACGAGGUAGAGAUGGUGAUGACAAAGUUGGGGAUUUUUUGCCAUCCGGAAGAUGAGAAGCUUCAGGAGAGGUUGGGUUCUGAUGAUGUUACUAACCUGUUUGAUGAAAAGGAGCCGAGUUUGGAGGAGGUGAAGGGAGCUUUCUAUGUGUUUGAUGAGAACAGAGAUGGGUUUAUUGAUGCCAUGGAUUUGCAGAGAGUUCUCUGCGCUUUGGGAUUGAAGGAAGGACUAGAAAUAGAGAAUUGUAGGAUGAUGAUUAGGGAGUUUGAUGAAAAUGAAGAUGAUAGGAUAGAUUUCAUUGAAUUUGUAAAACUUAUGAACAACUAAUUUGUUCUGUUUGUGUUGUUAUGCUUCUCAACAUUAAUUCAUUUGAAGUAGUUUCUGUUGUCACUUUUACUAUCGUGGUUCAUCAAUUUUGGGUCUUGGACCUAGAAACACUCCUGCAGGAAGAACAAAGCACCAUAACUAAACUUCAGUAUAAGGUUCUUUUUUGCUUUGGUCUAGGUUCGGAGUUUGAGUCCGACUCCGGGUUCAGGUCAUGGGUU
This is a messenger RNA of Ilex paraguariensis (yerba mate), 1079 nucleotides long. NCBI's taxonomy places the organism in Eukaryota, Viridiplantae, Streptophyta, Magnoliopsida, Aquifoliales, Aquifoliaceae. The record is from the annotation of a GenBank genome assembly.